UCUAAGGACGCCGAAGUCUAGAGUGUGAGACCGUGAGAGCGCCUACUUAAGUAUGAAUAUUCUGCUCGGCUUUACAGCAGCUGAUAGGUCAUAGGUAUAUAGUAGGUCACAACCGGCGCGGGCGCACAAACAUUUUUUUUUAUAAUAAUAUCUUUGGUAUCAGUACCUAUUGCUUAUAAAAUUGCUCGGAUUGUACAAUAUUUAAAUUCGCUAAAGUUUUAUAUUUUUAUUAGAAUGCUAUACAUUUUUACAAUUUUUUAAAUUAAUUUCAAAAAGCAUAGACAAUAUGUCAAUAUGCGAUUUGAACUAUUGACAUUUUAAUGUGCAUCAGUUGGUACUUGAGGCUGCCCCCCCCGGCAGCCGUCGCCCACCAGGUCUGAGCACACGCUAUUUCCGACUGACAGUUGCGUGUGUAGAAUAAAGAAUUGGAAUAUUCAUGUAAGUAGAUUGUCGUUUUGUUGCCAAGGUAACAACGAACUAAAAGGAGCUAAGUUCUCUAAAUAAACACAGUAAGUCAAGAUGGUUCUAUUAGGAGAAGUUUUUCCGAAUUUCAUUGCAAAAACAAACGUUGGAGAAAUAGAUUUCCACAAGUGGCUUGGAGACUCAUGGGGAAUCUUGUUUUCACACCCGAAUGAUUUUACACCUGUAUGCACAACUGAGUUAGCAAAGGUUGCUAAACUAAUGCCAGAAUUCCAAAGGUUGGGUGUAAAGGUCAUUGCAAUUUCAUGCAAUUCUGUUGACUCUCAUCGACAAUGGAUUGAGGAUAUUAAAUCGUAUGGAGAAAUUUCAGAAAAUGGAUUCCCUUAUCCAAUUAUUGCAGAUGAAACACGAGAUUUGGCAAUAAAUUUGGGAAUGCUGGACCCUGCUGAAUUGAACAGCCAAGGCUUGCCUGUGUCUGCUCGUGCAGUGUUUGUCAUUGAUCCUCAAAAAAAGAUGCGCCUUUCCAUAUUAUAUCCAGCAACUACUGGCAGAAACUUUGAUGAAAUAAUACGAGUCAUUGAGUCACUUCAACUGACAGAGAAACAUAAUGUAGCCACUCCAGCAAAUUGGAAGAAAGGAGAGCCAGUUAUGGUAGUGCCUACAAUUUCUGAUGAAGAAGCCAAAAAGACUUAUGGUUCCAACAUGAAGACUCUUUCUUUGCCUUCUGGUAAGCCAUAUCUUCGUAUAGUUCCUCAACCAACUGAUUCCUGAAGUUUUGUGUUGGAAAUAUAAAAUAAUAAUAAAUACAAGUACGACUGAAUAAUUACAUUUAACAGGAUUUAAUGUAACUUUUUAUACAGAGACAAAUUUAAAGUUGUAUUUUUAUGCUGUUUGAAAUAAAUUUUUUAUUUAAUAAA
Molecule: messenger RNA, 1337 nt
Organism: Nasonia vitripennis (jewel wasp)
Lineage: Eukaryota; Metazoa; Arthropoda; Insecta; Hymenoptera; Pteromalidae
Gene: Prx6a
Product: peroxiredoxin-6
Exons: 5
Coding region: 520-1191 (223 amino acids)
Biological process (GO): cellular oxidant detoxification; cell redox homeostasis
Cellular component (GO): mitochondrion; cytosol
Molecular function (GO): peroxiredoxin activity
Source: RefSeq, a predicted model, not a curated record